Lates calcarifer (barramundi perch) is the source of this 7686-nucleotide messenger RNA. RefSeq names its product ubiquitin carboxyl-terminal hydrolase 31. The transcript is spliced from 16 exons. The record is from RefSeq and is a predicted model, not a curated record. The coding region runs from base 1149 to 5090 and encodes 1313 amino acids. Lineage: Eukaryota; Metazoa; Chordata; Actinopteri; Centropomidae. Gene Ontology annotation, biological process: protein deubiquitination. Gene Ontology annotation, molecular function: cysteine-type deubiquitinase activity.
UAAGGACUUGUGGCUCGAGCUCUACCAUGUUAAAUUUACUGAAUAGUUUGUAGAAUUAUUCAGAGUAAUUAUGUGAUAUAUAUAUAUUAUAUAUUGCUAACCAAUUGGUGCUCAUCAGUAUCCAUGCUGUCCAGAGAUGGGGACGGAGCAUCAUCCAGCAUCACAUGCCGCUGUACCUGCUCUCCUCCAACAUGGACCAGUGUUUGGCCCUGACGUCAGCCGUUACCGCCCUGCCUGCAGUAUCGGUGCCUACAGAUGAUGAUGGAGACGGGAGAAGCGGCCUCGCCGUGAAUCCCAUCCGAGAGUGUGGAGGAGGGGAGGAUGAUAAUUAAGGCACACGAAGACUGAGACAACUGCUCAGAAACUUUCGGAUGGGGACACCGAAACCCUCACCUUUCACAUCUGGCUCCCGAAAACAUGCUCCGCGGCUGCAGCUGCCGAACGCGAGGGAGCGGCGGGCUGUGCCGCUCUGGUCGGGGGGUUCCUCGGCUUGGCAGAGCUCCCGCGAGCGCGUCCACAGUGAAGGCAAUUUAGGGAAGAUAUCCACUGGGUAAAUAACAGCGACCCGUCGGUUCUUAACGUCGCCGCGGAUUUGACGACCAGAGGUGAAGGAAUACCUUUAAAAAAGGGUGGAGCUGCGGUUUCUUCAAUAAAUGAUGAGGGAUCCCGCUCGUCACUCUCUUCUUAAUUGUGAAAGGCUGAUUUGAUGUUUAUGUCUGACUUUGUGUCCACUUAUAGUCAUCCACAGCGCCUUUGUUUUUGUGUCUAAAACGAUGGCACAGGUUGUGUUAUUUGACCGGACCUACUGCUAGAGAUGAUGGCUGCUGGCUGGUGCGGGACUACCCCAGGCAUUCAUGUAAAGCGCCCGAAUAGUGGCUCUCCAUGGAGGCUGUUUAUGCAAUCCGACGCAGUGUUGCAAGUGGGCUGAUUUGAUCCUUCUCUUUACCGUAUCCAUAUGAUAUGAUGCCAGGAACUGCCAGGCCUUUUGUGUUUCUGUGAAAUAUGCUCAGGCCUCGUGUGAAACAUCUAAAAGUGAAGGAGCUGUCAUUGCGCACGAGGAUGAGGCGAUGUUCUGAAUAAGAGAGAGGGGGGGGGCUCUUUGGAUUUAAGGCGUUAAAAAAAGCGGGGAAAGCCACAUUAGACCGACCAUGUCGAAAGUUGUCAGUAACAAGGAGAAGAAAUCCUUCAGCAAAAAGCUGUUCCGGAGGAGCUCUGUCCGCUCCGUGGGGAGCUUUAUGAACAGAGUUCUCCGGACUCUCUCGACUCUGUCUCAUUUCGGCACCGACGAGCAGGCCGCCGAAGACGAGAAGGACGACGCAACUUUGAUCCCGACCACCACCGGGGGCUCGGUCCCGUCCGACGACAGCGACUGCGGGGGGUUUCCCUUCGGAGACAAGGUCCCGGGGGUCGCCGGACUCAAGAACCAUGGCAACACCUGCUUCAUGAACGCUAUCCUGCAGUGCCUGAGCAACACGGAGCUCUUCGCCGAGUACCUGGCUUUGGAGCAGUUCAAGGGAGGGGAGACGACCGGCAACAGCGAAAAGGCCAAGUCCAACGGGGUGCUGGUACAGAAGCAGAAGGGGAGCCAGCAGCACGAGGCGGGGGAGGUGACGGAGCAGCUGUCCGGGCUGGUCCGGGCGCUGUGGACGUUUGAGUACACACCUCAGCACAGCAGAGACUUCAAGAAUGUGGUGUCCAAGAGUGCCCUUCAGUUCAGAGGUAACUCUCAGCACGAUGCCCAGGAAUUCCUCCUUUGGUUGCUGGAUAGAGUUCAUGAAGACCUCAAUCAUAUCAUCCACCCUGACAGCAGACCACCCCGGAAGCCUCCAGUAGAAGAAGAAAAUGCCCCUGAAGGAUCUCCACUACCAGCACCUGGCUCUUUUGUACAGGAGCUGUUUCAGGCACAAUACAGGUCCUCCUUGACCUGCCCUCACUGCCAGAAACAGAGCAACACCUUUGAUCCUUUCCUCUGCAUCUCACUGCCAAUCCCGGUACCUCACACACGGCCACUGUAUGUGACAGUGGUGUACCAAGGAAAGUGCUCCCACUGUAUGAGAGUCGGGGUGGCAGUGCCUCUCUCUGGCACAGUGUCCAGGCUGAGACAAGCUGUGGCCCAGGAGACCAAAAUCCCUGCCCAACAGAUCGUCCUCACAGAAAUGUACUAUGACGGCUUUCAUCGCUCCUUCUGUGACGAUGAUGACGACCUUGAGAUCAUUCAGGAGAGCGACUCCAUCUUUGCCUUUGAGACACCUGAGCUGUUCAGACCAGAGCAGAUCCGCUCCAAGCGAGGCGGGAGCCCGCAUGCAAAUCUCAACCAGAACAACCUGAAGUAUGGCACAGAUAACAACAGGAUAUCAACACAAAUACAAGAGCCUACAACACCACCUCAGAGUCCUAAUAAGAACAGUGGACAGGCUGAGAAGAUUGUCCUGUUGGUCUGUAACAGAGCCUGUGCUGGACAGCAAGGACGCAGGUUUGGCAAUCCAUUUAUUCUGUAUUUGGAGCGCACAGUGACAUGGGAUGUACUUCAGAAAGAGAUCCUGGAAAAGAUGCGGCAUCUUUUGCGCCCUGGAGUCUUUGUGCAGGUGGGGCCCUUCACUUUGCGCGUGGUAGGAGUGGUUGGAAUCACGUAUCUCUUGCCUCAGGAGGAGCAGCCACUCUGCCAUCCCUCUGUGGAGAGGGCAUUCAAGUCUUGCGGUCCUGGAGGGCCACCUCAUGUCAAAAUUGUUGUUGAAUGGGACAAGGAGACAAAAGACUAUCUGUUCAAAAGAACCGAGGACGAAUACAUUCCAGAUGCUGAAAGUGUGCGUCAAGUAAAGGAGCAGCACCUGCAGCCUCAGACGUGUUCACUCGCCCAGUGCUUUCAACUCUACACCAAAGAGGAACAGCUCGCUCCUGAUGAUGCAUGGCGAUGUCCGCACUGCAAGCAGCUUCAGCAGGGCAGCAUCAAGCUCAGUCUGUGGACCCUGCCAGACAUCCUCAUACUUCACCUGAAGCGCUUCAGACAGGAUGGGGAUCGGCGGAUGAAGAUGCAGAACAUGGUGAAGUUCCCGCUCACGGGUAUGGACAUGGCGCCCCACAUGGUAAAGAGGAGCCAGAGCAGCUGGAGCCUCCCCUCCCACUGGUCACCGUGGAGACGGCCCUAUGGGAUGGGCCGUGAUCCAGAGGACUACCUCUAUGACUUGUAUGCGGUGUGUAACCAUCAUGGGACCAUGCAGGGAGGCCAUUACACAGCUCACUGUAAGAACUCCAUUGAUGGACAGUGGUAUUGCUUUGAUGAUAGUGAUGUUCAUCCCAUAUCUGAAGAUGAGGUUUGCAAGCAGACUGCUUACAUCUUGUUUUAUCAAAGACGUGCCACAAUUCCUUCUUGGUCUGCCAACAGUUCUGUGGGAGGAUCCACCAGUUCUUCUUUGUGUGAGCACUGGAUUAGUCGGCUGAUGGGUAGCCGUCCACCCAGCCAAGCCUCGUCUGGUUCCUCCAGACGCACCUCAUUGGCCUCCCUCUCAGAGUCUGCUGAGUUUGCUGGUGAACGGAGUGAGGAUGAUGGCUUAUCGAGCCGCUCGGCAGUGAGAGGCAUGCAAAGGCAAACAUUCUCCUCGAGAUCUUCCAUCGCUAGUCCUUUGGUGCUCAGUGAAAAUGGCACAAAACCGUCCUGGUCCCACUCUGCUAAGCUCCAACUCCGCUCCAACUCUCCCUCACGCUUCUCCCUGGAAUCCCACUCCUCCUCCCCAACUCUGGAGAGGAUAGGGGAGGUGGUUGAUAACAAGGUGUCAACCUCCUGCUUCCCUGGGUCACCUAAGCCAGACAAACUAUCGGGGGGGAAAUCGGCCCUUACAGCUUUGGAUGGUAAUCCUGGCAGUAAGAGGCUGAUAGAGCAGCUUCACUCCAAGGCUGUGGCGCAGGCAGAGCAGAAGAGCUCCAUCCAGGCUGGGGAUAACAACAAUAUAGUCACUGCUGCUGAACAGGUUAGUCCUCGACACGGGGCUGCUGUGAAAGAGCCAAAACAAAGAAAUGGGGCUGCAGAUAGCGCUGGUGUCAAAAGGUCCUCAGCAAAGACCGGAAUAGAGAGUGAAAGGAGCCCCAAGAAGCGUCCUGCCACCUCCUCGACGUCAUCCAGCUCUCUCUCUCCUGCAUCCCCAGCCAUCAAUAAGUCACCGUCUCGAACACAGACCAAGAGCGCAGUGCCAGCAUUGAACCUCAAGGACAAAAGCGACGGACCUCCUAAACCUAGUAAGGCUGGUUCCUCGAGAACGGCAACCCCUUCCAAGAAAGGGUCUUCUCAAACCCCAGAAGCAUUACGUCCUGACUCUGCCCAGCAGAGGAAGAGUGGUUCUCCAGGAUUACAAAGCUCACACCCUCAGAGGAGGACAUCACCUAGGGGUGGAGGCGAGAAAAGCUCAGCCUCUGGAAGGACUAGAGCAGCAGACAGGAGCACUAGCCGUGACUCCUCUCAUGCCAGUGCGGUUUCAGAGAAAAAGGUUAACCACGGAGGACCUCCCUCCAGGUCAAGCGCUGCUAGUAAAGUGGAGGGCAGGUCAGGCCGGGCUGCGGAAAACAGGGCAGUGGGCCGGAGCUCAAGCAGUAGCUCCUCUAUGACUAGUCUCCGAUCCUCGAGCGUGGGUGUUUCCUCUGCAAGCGCAGCCCCACCGUCAAGGGGACCUUGUAGGAACAGUAAGACAGAGGACAAAGGUCUGUCUUUCUUCAAAACUGCUCUGAGGCCCAAAGAGACCCGUAAGUCAACUGAUGGUGGGAAAUCAGGGGUGGGGGAAGCUAAAGGAAGCUCGGAGGAUAGUGGUGGAGACGCAGCUAAAGAGGGAAUCGCACAUGGAGCGAGCAGGAAAGCUCAGAAUGCGGCUUUGGAGGCCCAGACUAAUGCAACCACAGCCAAAGACAAGGAAUCCUUUAAGGCAUCCGCUUCAGCUAAGCACUCACUGGUGCCCUCCACAAAGUCCAAGCUUUCUGGAGCGGAAACAACCGCACAGUCCUCUGCCAAUGCAAAAGACCCUUCAAAGAAAGAGCCUGCUAAAAAGACAGUGCAGUCCAGGAAGAUCCCCAUCAACUCUACACAAACUAGCCAGAAGUCUAAGUGAUGCUAUUUUGAGGACUUGAUAACAAUCUCUCAAGUGCAGCUCUGAGGUGUUUUAACCAUCAAACUAGACCAAGUGUCUGACCAACAUCUUUAAAGCCCCUGUAGCUUUUUAGUGGUUACUGAAUACCAGCUGCCAUACUGGACACUUAAUGUCCACAUUGUUAAAUAGUUAUUUAGGAAUGGAUUUUAACAAAGCACUUUGUAUGGAUUGCAUUAAUUUUGAGGAAUAUUAUACUGUAUUGUAAAUAAGCAUGGACUGCACAUGUAUUGAAAUUAUUGCCUUGUUCCUGUCUGUAGCAUAGUUGGGAGAAGUACAUCUCAGUAGGAGGUGAAAAUAAAAAGUGACUUUGCACAAGAUGGAAAGCAAGUAUAAUGGUGGAAAGAAACUUUUGAGAUAUAUCAAACAUGGACUACACAGUCACCAAAGGAAGUUUACUGGCAAUUUUUAACAUGCUGAUGCAGUGAAACACUGAAUUAUUUCCAAAAAUCUUUAUGUACAGCUCUCCUUCAAUAUCGAGAGCCAUAUGUCAACAACAAACAUCAGUGCCUCAGAUAAUCAUAGUGGAGUAUUUAAUCUAAAUUGUAUAACUGCAGGUGUUGGUAAAUUUAUAAUUCAAUUUUAAUAUUUAUUACGCACUGAAAAUGUAAUUUCAAGUAAAACACAAUUAAGCCUAUUUAACCUGAACUGCUGUUUACAUAUGCUCCUUGAUGUAGUAAUUGUGCAACAGCCUUUAAGAAGUGUUUUUUGUGCAGGCGAAAUCAGCCAGUCAUCGAGAGGACGGGGAGAAGUGCAGGAACGAAGCAUGUGUCGUCGGUGUUAAAUGUCUGGAGAGUUUGGUUUGUAAUGGUUCGUAAAUGUUUGUGUUUUAUUUACCAGUAAUGACUCCGUUACCACCUCAGACAACCUCCUCCCCACCCCCAUCUGUCACCUCUGCCCUCCAGCUGCUGAUGCCAACACUUAUAACCUGCCAUGUUCCUCAUGGGGAUCAGCCUCCUCAGACUGCCAGACACCUCCAAACAUUCCUCUCAGAUGAACACAGGGUUAAUGUAAAAAAAAACAAAAAAAAAAACUACGCACACAGACCAACGCAUUCAAAGACAGCUGGGUUUGCCUUUCGUUCGAGCACCAUACAUGUACAUAGAGCAUUAUGGUGUGUUUGAGUCAGUCCCAUCCUGUCUUUCUCGUGUGACAUCACAGCUUGUUCACAUCUUUAGCUUGCAUUAACAAGUAGAUUUAACACUGAACGCACUGACAUAGAUUGAGAAAAAGAGAUCACCAUUCAUGACGUAUAUGACAGUUGUUGCAUGAUAAAUGGCUUAUGCAUGCACUUAACUAUGCAAGCAGAUUCUUGCUAAUGCCCACACUGAGUAUGUAGAAGUGCUACUCUUGGAUGUGUAUAUAUUUCUAACUGUAUAUUUUUCCAAAUGCCAGCAUCAGAGAGCAUGUCGAGGCAUACUUUAUUAAAGCUUUGUUUGCACAUUUCUUCAAAGUAAUAUACAUUUUGUAUGAAUGAUAAGUAUUGCUCAUUCACCCUCUCAAAGUAAAUCAACUCACUUGCAAAUUAAUGUUUUCUGUAUUGUAUUCAUUUGUCUCACAUUCUCCCCUCAUGAUUCCAGCUUUUAACACGUUUUAAAAGGAGAGUUUUUUUAUAUAUGGUGGUGGCAACAAUACAUUGCUGCAGUUUACAACUUGUGGUAUAACUUUCAUUUAUCAUCUGUAAUCAUUUGAGCUCUGAGAGCUGAGAGAUUAAAAUUACACAUUAAAGUGACAAGACCUAUUUACAGGCUUAUUUUCUGGUCCUAAAUAUAUACAUUUAGUCAGGUUAAGCUGGGACCAUACACGACGAUGCUGACCUCACUCUUCUGAUUUUGUCUGAAGAUCUUAAAAAAUAACUAUGUGCAAUAUACUGUCUAAAAUUUGAUGUUUUGAUUUUAAUUUUUGUAUGACCAAACCACUUACCUGUCUCAAAAAAACUUAAAAUAGACAUAAUAUCUUGACUCGACAGAUAAUCUGUAAAAUGCUUCACUGUGAAAAAUUGCCCUGGAAAGCAACAUUGACUAAUUUUGUACCAGGAGUCCCACCAAAUACAAAUUCAUAAAGAGAGAGUUAUUAUUAUAUACAUCACAAUUAUAGUUCUACUGAAUGUCUAAGUGUCACAUUAAAGGAGGAGUGUUCAUCACUAGCCCAAGCAGCCGGACCAUAAACUACUUUAUACAGCCUUCUGGCACAUGGUGCAGAAUACAUCUAAACAUUAUCUUCAGUGCCUGGUGGCUACAGUGCGUUGAUACUGUGGUAUUACACCCAACACAUGCAGUACACAAACUGACUUAUGUACGUCACCUCAACUUCAAGUAAAACCUUGCAGUGUUGAUGAUAUGAGAGGGAUGUAUAAGUAUAGUGAAAUGCUAUGAGGAAUUAUUUAUUUUCACAAAUGCAUGAGAACAAGUAAACCUUUUUAUUUUUACAUUUGUAUUCUGUGAUAUAAUGUAAUUUCUGACAUGUACUGUGUUGAUCUUAUUUUGGGGAGUAGCAGUGUGUGUUGGCAUUGGUUAAGCAAUGCGAGAUAAACAUGAACAAAAUAAAAAUAUGUCAUGAA